Molecule: messenger RNA, 714 nt
Organism: Schizosaccharomyces osmophilus
Lineage: Eukaryota; Fungi; Ascomycota; Schizosaccharomycetes; Schizosaccharomycetales; Schizosaccharomycetaceae
Exons: 1
Coding region: 1-714 (237 amino acids)
Source: RefSeq, a predicted model, not a curated record
AUGGAAAUUGACGAAGAUUACAUCGCCGAAGAACCAAUGGACCUAAUUGAAAGUGUUGAGAACGCAUAUGGUAAUAGGGCUGAAAAAUACUUAAGACGAAUUAAUACGAGAGAACCAGAAGUUUAUAAUCCAGAUAAGCAUGAAUUAGAUGAUUUCUUGCGAGACUUGGAGACCAUAUACGAAAUGGUACGUUUGGUGUUUCCUACUGACCAAGAAAAAAUCAUGUAUCUUUAUUCUAAAUCCCAAAGUCAUCAGAGACAACAGAUAAGAGAAGUGGUAAAGAAACCCGGUCCAAAUAGAACGUUCGAUUUUGUAUUCGAAAAAGUUUUUCGAAGCGGAUCAAACGAUUCUUGGGUAGAGACUCUCCAUGAACAUCUGGACAAGGCUACUAAUUCAGAUUUCGAUUUCGCAGAGUACAGAAAAUGGCUUUUAAAUUUGGACAUGGAAACCAACAUAAAGAUCAGUGCAUUCCUAUGUCAAAAAAUGCAUAACCGAAAUCAACUCUUAAAAAAUAAAUAUGAAAAAGGAGAUCCACAAAAAGCCAUGAGAGAAACAAAUCGCCACGCACGGUAUACACCACUUCCAAAACCAACGAAAUAUACACGCCAACAGUUCUCAACACCGAAACAGAAAGCUUGGAAACCAAAUAAGCGCGAACAAACCAAGAACUGGGAUGACUCCAAAUAUGGAGCGAAAUCAAAACCAAGCGAAUGA